AUGCCAUUUGGAGCAGCAGAUGCAGAGUCAAUUGCGCGGGCGCUCAAAAUUUUGGAGCCUUACACCAAGGGUGCCAAGGCGUGGUUCGAAGACGGCGACGAGGCAUGGGUGAAGGGCACUCUGAUCCAGCGGGCUGAUGACGAAUCCGUGGGCAUAGCGCGCCUGAUCUUUGUUAGGGACGACUUGGUGACAUCGACGACUGCCCAUCUUGUGGCCCAGGCUGGCUCACACACGCUUACCACGUCGUCAAUGGGCCUCACGAACUGUGGAGCCAGGUGCCGACGGGGAGCUGCUUCCGCCCCUUUGCAAUCCCCGAUUCUCGACUGCACGCCGGAUCUCACCACGCUCAGCUAUCUGCACGAGCCAGCAGUGCUGUACAACCUGAAGCGGCGCUACGAGCAGCACCUGAUAUACACGUACUCGGGCGUCGUCCUGGUGGCAAUGAAUCCCUUCCACUCUGUGUCCCUGUACACGCCCGAGUACAUGGCGCAGUACGCGCGCAGCAAGCAGGUGUCUGGGCACAGCGGGGAGCCCCAUCUGUUUGCCAUUGCGGAGGACGCCUACCGUGGCAUGGUCAACGACCGGCGCAACCAGACAAUUAUUGUUUACGGCGAGUCCGGGUCGGGAAAGACGACCAGUGCCAAGUAUAUCAUGCGUUAUUUUGCGCAGGCGCAUCACGCAGACACAAACGACAAGCAGAUGUCGACGGUUGAGAGCCAGAUUCUUGCAACCAAUCCGGUGUUUGAGUCCUUUGGUAACGCCAAAACCACGCGCAACGACAACUCGUCGAGAUUCGGCAAGUUUUUGGACAUCAAGUUUGAGCGCAAGCAGCAGAAGAUUGUCGGUGGACGCAUACGCACGUUUUUGCUCGAGCGCUCGCGCGUGGCCCGGCGCGUCGCCGAAGCAGCGGAGGAGUUUCAUAUCGGGGGCGAGCACGCCUCCUGGCAGGCCUUCCACUACACGCGGCAGGGCGGCGAGGGCAGCGGUGUGAUUGCCGGCGUGAACGAUGCCGAUGACUUUGGCGAAACCGACGCGUCUCUGGAGAUGGUCGGUAUAGACGCAAGCAGCGCAGCGACAUUUGGCGAACGCUCGCUGGCAUCUUGCAUCUGGGCAACGUGGGUUUGCUGGCACCGAUUGAUGGGUGUGAGCGAGGCCAAGCUCAGGCAGUGGCUGACGAAGCGACAGAUUGUCACUCGACACGACAAUAUUCUAGCCAAGGUCAACAAGGCGCAGGCGCUGGUAAUCCGCGACUCGAUUGCAAAGUUUGUAUAUUCGCGACUAUUCGAUUGGAUCUUGGGGCCGAUCAACAAGUCAAUUCUGCCGACUGAGGUUGACGAGCGACUGACACUGUUUGUCGGCGUUCUGGAUAUCUACGGCUUCGAGCACUUUGUGCACAACUCGUUUGAGCAGUUCUGCAUCAACUACGCCAAUGAGAAGCUGCAGCAGAACUUUAACCACCACGUGUUCAAGCUUGAGCAGGAGGAGUACAAGCGCGAGCAGCUGAAGAACUGGACGUUCAUCGGGUUCCAGGACAACCAGCCGUGCAUUGAUCUGAUCGAGGGGCGCAUGGGAAUCUUGGCGCUGCUGGACGAGGAGAGCCGGCUCGAGCAGGGCUCGGACCGCACGUUUACCGAAAAGCUCUACCGCCAAUUUGAUUUGGCAGCACCGAACGGAGGCAGCGCAAUUCCAUCACCGACGGCAGCGACAGCAGCAUCGUGCGAGAUUGCCAACUACUUCCGCAAGCCACGGUUCUCAAAUACAGCGUUCACGGUCAAGCACUAUGCGCACGACGUGACAUAUGAGGGCGACGGUUUCUUGGAAAAGAACAAAGACACCGUUCCAGAUGAAAUUUUGGACCUGCUCUGCUCGAGCUCCUUUGAGCUGGUGGCCAGCCUGGCAGCCGGCACGUCUACAAACGCAAACGCGACAGCGGUUCCUAGCGCAGCAUCGGCACUGAGCGGAGCCAGUCCGCGACCCAUGGCGGGAGUGGUGGCAGCAGGCAUUGCAAACUUGGAGUCUGGGCGCAACUCCCCUGUCGUAAGGCCAGCCAGCCCGGCACUGGGGCCAUCGGCCCGCGGGCGCAAUGGCAACGGACUCCAGCGGCGCCAGGCGCCCACGCUCGCCGGCGUCUUCAAGCGGUCGCUGACGGGGCUGAUGGUGACUCUGGCCGAGACCGAGAUGCACUAUAUCCGGUGUAUCAAGCCAAACGAGGCCAAAAAGGCAUGGGAGUUUCAGGCACCCAUGGUCCUGUCGCAGCUGCGCUCAUGCGGAGUCAUCGAGACAUUCGCAUCAGCAAGGCCGGGCGCAUUCCAGAUCGGUCUGACCAAGGUGUUUUUCCGCGCCGGGCAAUGGGCAAUCAUGGAGAAGAAGCGCUCGGCGCUGUUUGAAAAGUCCGCCAUGGUCAUCCAGCGCUUCUGCCGUGGCGCCCUCAUUCGCCGCAGCUACCGCGAGAUGAACGCUGCUGCAACGAAGAUCCAGCGCUGGUACCGCAAGCACCUGUUUACCACGCAGGUUGAGAACUUCCGCCGGCGCCACGCUGUGCGUGUCAUUGAGCGACGCUGGAUCGAGCUCUGCCAGCACAGGAAAUUCGUGAAGAAGGCCCAAAAUGCCCAGCGCAUUCAGGCGCUGUGCCGCGGUUUUCUGACGCGCAAGCGCUUCAACCGCAUGAUUGAGAUGCACCAUAUGGAGGAGACAGCCAGGCUGCGCGAUGAAGCUGAACGCGCGCGCCAGGCGGUCGACAAGGAGCGGAUGCGUGCAGAGCAGGCGAGACGCGGUGCUGAUAAUGAGAAGAUCCGUGCUUCCACCCAAGCAGCCCGCUCCAAGGCGCAAAUGGCAGCGGCCGAGCAGAUUCCCACGGCGCUGGGAUCCUACGCCGACAUGCGUCGCAUCAGCACGCAAUCCAACGAGGCCACGCGGAGACGCACAGCGGAGGCACGAGCCAGCUUGAUUGCCGCGGCUACGGCCGGACGGAACGCCGAGGCGGAGCUUGUGCGCCAGCAGCCGAGUAAUGGGAGCAACUACAGCAUGUACAGCUCGACCGCUUGCUCCCCAUCAUACAACGGUGCUCAGCAGCGGAAUGCGUUUGGCUUCCAGGACGGUGCCAAUAUAUCCCAGCAGCUGCAGCAGAUUCCCGAGGGCAUGUCUCCCCAUGUUAGCAAGCAUAGGCACCAGGACUCGCUGACGGUCGGCGACGAUAUCUUUUCCAUUAUCAACGAGAUGAGCCCUGUUUCAGACAGCCGCUAUGGCGAGGUGGCCUCGCGUCUGCAGGGCCAAAGGGAGCUGACAAAGCCGACUCACCCACCGUCGCGCUAUCCAGCUAGCAUUUCGCCGCCACCAACUGUCGACUACUCGGUGCCGCCCAACAGCAACGGCAGCGAGAACAACAAGCACGCCAAUGUCCAAGGGUACCGCAGGUCGGUCAUAGUAUCCAAUGACUCGCAGAACCUUAUCCAGCAGCAGCAACAGCGUGAUGUUAGUAGUUAUCCUGACGGCAUGCCAGUGACCCCGAGGAGCCGUGCAGCGAGCAGGCUGGCGGAGCAGUCCCAGAAUCGCCGCUCCUGGCUGAUGGAUGCCCUCAAGUCGUCGCAUAACAGCCCGACCGCCUUUGUCGCUGCCGCCGCCAUUGCCACCGUAGUUGUUGUUGACCAUGGAGACAUGACACUGCCGGCCAGUUCGACGCACGAGUCGCCUGCGUCGGCUGCCGAGGAGGCAACGCCAGGCAGUUUCCGCCGGAAAAACAUCCCAGUGAUCCGCGAGUUAUCCAGCCAGCGCAACUCCCAAAUACUCACUCCACAGCAGCAGGAACAGCAGGAAGUAGCGUUGACAGCAGCCUUGGGUCUGCUGAAAAAGCGCGAAUCGCAAGAGAGUUUGAAAAAGGCCACUACGCUGGUGUCGGGGAUAUAG
Molecule: messenger RNA, 3903 nt
Organism: Kickxella alabastrina
Lineage: Eukaryota; Fungi; Kickxellomycota; Kickxellomycetes; Kickxellales; Kickxellaceae
Product: P-loop containing nucleoside triphosphate hydrolase protein
Exons: 6
Coding region: 1-3903 (1300 amino acids)
Biological process (GO): actin filament organization; vesicle transport along actin filament
Cellular component (GO): cytoplasm; actin cytoskeleton; myosin complex
Molecular function (GO): ATP binding; microfilament motor activity; actin filament binding
Source: RefSeq, a predicted model, not a curated record